CUGCUGACAACUGUUGUUGUUUUGAUGGAGAAUCGUCGUGACUCCGACCGGGAAUCUGGGUCAGAGACAGUGCAGCCGCGCGCGCAGCCGGCCGGCCUGUAGGUGUGUGCGUGCGGGCAUGCAGCAGGGAGCGCGGGCGCAGCGUCCCGCCGCAGCCGCGUGAGCGAUGCAUCUGUCCAAGAAGUGCUCGGCCUUCAGAGUGGUGCUGAGCGCGCUGCUGCUCGUGGCGCUGCUGCAGCUCAUCUACCUGUCCUUCCUGUCCCGCUUCCACGGGAAGCAGCAGCGGUACCGCUACUCGGAGCUGUUCGGCGGCUCCGGGUCGCGGAGGAGCGCGCAGCAGGAGAAGAACUCGCGCAAGGAGCGGCUCCGGUUCUCCCUGUCCACCGGGGGGAUCUUUGACAGCAGCGGCCAGUACCGGGUCUACAAGAACUUGAUCAAAAGUGACUUCACCAGCAACCAGAAGCCGGGAUCCGACCCCGGCGUGCUGGCCAUGGCCACGCACACCACCAUCAACAACCUGCACCACCUGGACUCGCUGCUGGAGCGCUGGCAGAACCCGCUGUCCGUGGCCGUCUUCGCGCACGGGCAGGACGUGAAGUUCGCCACGGCGCUGGCGUACGCGCUCAGCUUCUUCUGCCCGCAGAUCCAGGCCCUGGUGGACUUCCACCUGGUGUGCCUGUCGGGGGAGAUGGCCAGCUUCCCGGAGCAGGACCGCGAGACCUUCGCCGGGCUGGAGGACUGCGCGUCGGUCUUCUCCAGGCUGGAGACCCACCGGGACCAGCACAAGAACUACGCCAUGAGCGGGAACGUGUCCUACCCCAACAACCUGCUGCGCAACGUGGCCCGGGGAGGCGCCGAGUCCGCCUACGUCCUGGUCAUCGACAUCGACAUGAUGCCCAGCGCCGACCUCCACCAGCAGUUCCUGGCCAUGGCGGCCCGGCGUGAGCCCGCCGCCGCCGAGGUCUUCGUCCUGCCGGCGUUCGAGAUCCGCCACGCCAGGAAGAUGCCCGCCACCAAGUCGGAGCUGGUCCAGCUCUACCAGGUGGGCGAGGUGCGGCCCUUCUACGAGGAGCUGUGCCCCCGCUGCCAGGCGCCCACCAACUACUCCCGCUGGGUCAACAGCCACGUGAGGGAGACCGGAACCCUGGAGGUGGCCUACACGCUGCCCUGGGUCGACCCCUGGGAGCCGUUCUACAUCGGGCCCCGCGCCGUGCCCCUCUACGACGAGAGCUUCAAGCAGUAUGGCUUCAACCGGAUCAGCCAGGCCUGCGAGCUCCACGUGGCCGGGUACCGCUUCUCCGUGCUGAGCUCGGCCUUCGUGGUGCACCGGGGCUUCAAGAUCCAGGGCGAGUUCCACGCCAGGAAGGACGAGGAGAACAAACACAACCGGGUCCUGUUCCGCAGCUUCAAGGAGGGCCUGAAGGCCAAGUACCCAUCCUCCAGCCGGCGCUGCUGAGACGCCGCGUCCCGCCGGUCAAAGAGCGGAGUCGGAAGCCGGAAGCCCGGCCGGCGGAUCGGGGCUUUUCAGUUUCCCGUCUUUGAAGCAGUACGACUCAGACACACCGACCGGAGCACAAGACUUUGAAUAAACUCCUGCGAAGGGUCAGGAUUUAUGACUGACGAGCCUUUUUAAAACCACAUUUCCUGCUAAACUCACGCCGAUCAGCCACAACGUUCAAACUUUAUUUAUAAGCUCAUUUUCAUGUAGAAUUUAAAGUGCUACACAGAAUAUUUCUCCUCGGUAAUGGAAUAAUAAUGUUCUCACGUGAUCCUCCAGGCCCGCGGGGUUUGGUGAUAUUAUAUCUUUGUAUUGGUUCAUGAUAGUUUUUUUUUUUUUUGAGGGUUUCUCAGUUCCUGCUCUCACCAGCAGGGGGCAGCACGAGGACAUAGACUCCACAACAGUCCUGGUCCUGGAGCUCAGAGGAUGUGAAGCUACUCCAGUGGUUUGUUCACAUUUUAAUACCUUGGAAGUGUUUAGUUUUGUUCCUAAACUGUCAGACUGAUGAGAUUAACGCACUACACAACUUUAUACGUUUUGUUUUUGUUUUUUUGUUUUUUGUCAACACUGUGCGACGCUGCUGAGGAUGUGACACUACUCUUAUUUAAAGUUUAGAUCAGAGGUUUUCAAAGUGCGAGGCAGGCCUUCUUUAGGAUGACUCUUGUAAAAAAGCGUUACUGUAUAUAAAGACUGACUGAAUAUUUCAAAUCCCAACAUUUGUAGGCAAUAAAAUGAAAGCGCAGUGCACCAAUAUCCCACUUUUUGUGAAAAGGAUAGCCGUCACUGGAAAAUCUUACAUGAUAUUUACAGUUAUUCUUGGGUUUACUGCAUCUAAAAGAUUUCCAGACUAAUGCUGGGAAAGAAAAAGUGUCACAGCGGAACAGUAUCUCAUAGAAUAAAACAGCUUUUUGACAAAAGCUGAUUCUUAUUGAGCAAAACGUAGGUCGACUGAAGCCGGGGAUCUUUGACGAGCAGCGCUGGAUACCGUUUUCUGUAUCGCACUGCUUCUCAACGGGCAGGAGUAAUGUAGCAGGGAGAUAAAUAUCAUGUACAGUCAAGAAAAAGCUGCUUGUUUCGAAAAGUUCCACAUCACUAAUGAACAACUUCCUGAACUUUAUCAUUGCGUUACUCUGAGGUACAUAUAGUACGAGGUUCAUGACGACCGCUGCUCAUGUCUUUUAACAAGAUGUUUGGUUAUUUUUCAAUGUUAUCUUGUUGAUUUUGGAGAUAUUUGUUGAGUUUUUGAUCUAUUUAUUGUGAUAAUGUUAUUUUCUAUUGUGCCAGAUGAAGUUUGGUUUUGAAAUCGACUGUGUUGAAUCAUCUUUUCAGCCUUUAUUUGGGAUCUGAUCAUGUGAUGCAGUGCUCUGUUUUGUUUCCUAUUCACAUUGCUUCUCCUCCUCUCUAUUUUUCCUGUGUGUGAACUGCCUGAUCUGGAUUUCU
This is a messenger RNA of Salarias fasciatus (jewelled blenny), 2938 nucleotides long. It is a transcript of the gene b4gat1, whose product is annotated as beta-1,4-glucuronyltransferase 1. Gene Ontology annotation, biological process: protein O-linked glycosylation via mannose. The coding region runs from base 167 to 1456 and encodes 429 amino acids. Lineage: Eukaryota; Metazoa; Chordata; Actinopteri; Blenniiformes; Blenniidae. Gene Ontology annotation, cellular component: Golgi apparatus. The transcript is spliced from 2 exons. The record is from RefSeq and is a predicted model, not a curated record. Gene Ontology annotation, molecular function: glucuronosyltransferase activity.